Monoraphidium neglectum is the source of this 4047-nucleotide messenger RNA. RefSeq names its product Sodium/hydrogen exchanger 8. Gene Ontology annotation, biological process: proton transmembrane transport. NCBI's taxonomy places the organism in Eukaryota, Viridiplantae, Chlorophyta, Chlorophyceae, Sphaeropleales, Selenastraceae. Gene Ontology annotation, cellular component: membrane. Gene Ontology annotation, molecular function: sodium:proton antiporter activity. The record is from RefSeq and is a predicted model, not a curated record. The annotation marks the transcript as partial. The transcript is spliced from 17 exons.
AUGAACAGUACAGUUGACUACUUCACUCGUGUCGACAAUCCAUACGCGUACAACUGGUGUAUCGUCCCCGAGAGCUCCUACGAUGUGGUGCUGUUUGGCGGGCUUGCCGUGGUGCUGGCCUGCAUGCUUCAUGGCAAGCUGGCGUCUCUCAUGGUGCUUCUGGCAGGCGCUGCACUCGCGGGCUUGGCAUGGCCAUUCAACCUGCGCCAGCUGGGCAACUCCCUGGCUAUCUGGCUGGGCAUCAACCCGUGGCAGCUGUUUUUCUACAUCUUCCUGCCCCCACUGCUACUGGAUGCCGCCGUGAGGAUCGACUGGUACAUGUUUCGCAAGGUGAUGGUCCAGGUCGUGACGAUGGCCUUCCUGGUGGUGGGCGCGGGCUGCGCGCUGAUGGUGCCCAUCAUGCUCCACCUGCUGCGCCUCAAGGACAGUGGCUGGAACUGGCUGCACGCUUGCAUGUUUGGGGCCAUCGUGGCCUCAACCGACGCCGUCGCCAUCGUGUCCAUCAUGAAGACCAGCGGUGGCCCCAAGCGCCUGCGCAUCAUCCUCGAGGGCGAGUCGCUGCUCAAUGAUGCCUCUGGGCUGACCUUGUUUGAAGUCUUCUUCCACCAGGUCAUCUUGUAUGCCCAAAACCCUGAGGCUGGCGAGCAGCCUGUGGGGGAGGUGGUGGGCCACGUGGUGCUCAUGGUGCUGCAGUUUGGCGUCAUCGGCUUCUUCCUAGGUUACUUCUUUGGCUGGUUAACGCGCGCCAUGCUGCGCGUGAUGAGGCGCUUCGGGGCUGGACGCGACCAGGAGGUCGCACUCACGCUCGCCAUGGCCUACCUGGCAUACUGGAUCACAGGCAGCCCCUGCAAGGGCUCAGGCGUGGUGGCUGUGGCGGUGAUGGGCCUCUAUGGCGCUGCCAAGAACAAGUGGGACAUCUCAGUCAAGGCCGAGAGUGAGGGCACCUUUGAUGGAUUCUGGGAGACCCUGGCCUUCAUCGUGAACGCGAUGGUCUUUGCCUACGCGGGGGCCGCCACCGUCAACUUCUUCAUCAGGUCCUCAUUCAACCUGUACACGGGGAACGAGUACACGCGGCGUGAGCUGUGGCGCACCCUCUGGAUGCUGCCCAUCAUCUACGUCAUCCUCAUGGUCAUGCGCUUCGUGCUGACGCUGGCCUUCAGGCCCCUCUUCAAGGCCAUCAGGGGGGACCUGACGCUGCGUGACUGCUCAUUCCUGACCAUGGCCGGCCUGAGGGGCGCCGCGUCGUUGAUCAUGGGGCAGGCGGUGGUGACUGAGGUGGCCUACCAGACAGACCUGGUGGUGAAGAGCGAGCUGGUGUUCUGGACCGCCGGCUUUGUGCUGCUGACGCUGCUGAUCAACGCACCCCUCCUGCCCUGGGUGCUGCGCGUCACGGGGCUGUCCGCAAUCCCCGAGAAGCAGCUGGCGCGGCGCAGGAGGGCGGUGGCGGCGCUGGCGGACCACACUGCCUCCGCCAUAGAGCAGCUCAGGGCUGAGGAGGAGGAGAUGCUCACGGGCGUUGACUGGGCCCACGUCCAGCGCUUCUGCGACUUCACACAGAAGCUCACAGCCUUCGGGCAGAGCCUGGAGCACCCCAAGGGCCCCCCUCUGCUGCACCGCCUGGCGGCUUGCUGCGGGCGCGCCUGGGGCACAACUCCCCGUGGGGCCGCCCGCGGCGGCCUCUUUGGCACCCUGGCGCGCAAGUUAGGGCUUGCGCCCCCUCGGGAGCCCCCGUCAGCGGCGCCUGAUGCUGACCUGGCGGGCCGGGGCGCUGGCGCCCAGCCAUCCUUCAGCAAGGCCGCCUCCUUCAAUGGCACGAGCGGCGCCGCCGCGCCGGCUCACGACGGCGCAGCUGAUGGCGGGGGCGGGCUUUUCCACUGGCCGUUCCGCUCCGGUGCCGGCGGCCUCCACGCGACGAUUGAGGAGCACCACGAGGAGGGGCUGGGCCACCACAGCGACGACGACGGCGGUGGUGGGCACGAGGGCCAAGAUGGGGGCCACGGCCACCACCCCUACCGCCAGGAGGGCAUCCCGGUGCGCGUCAUCGGCAGCGGCGCCGCCGCGCCGGCGCCGCCACAGCCCAGCGAGGCCCCCAGCGUGAGCGCCAGCGGAGUUAGCCGCGACAGCCUGACACGGCCCAGCCUGCCGCCAGGGCUGCUGAUGGAGAUGCUGCCCGUGUUUGGCGAGACGCGGCCCGACCAGAUCGACGUGCUGCAGCAGGAGUGCCCCCUGGCCGGCAAGACACGCUUCGGGCUCGGCGGGCAGGGGGCAGACCGCAGGCGCAGCGGGCCCAGCAUCGAAGAACGCAAGGCAGGCGGUGCUGGAGGCUCAGCGGCGCCGCCGCCGGCCGUGCCGCCGCCAGCCGCGCUGCCUUCUUGGGGCAUGGGCGGAAGUGGCACCGGCGCAGGCGGCGCCGCGGUCGCCACGGCGGCUGACGGCGAGGCGGGUGUGGCGGGCGAUGCAUACAGCGCUGCACUGCUGGCGCGCAGCGCGCGCAGCAAGACGGUGCAGGCGCAGGCGGCGGCGGCGGCAGCGGCCAAGCCCAAGGGUUCCCUGCUGCGCGGGCUCGCUACACGCAGCGCCAGCCCCUACUUUGUGGGCGGUGGGCCGGGCGCCUCCGCUGAUGGCGGGCUGCCCUCUGCGGCGGCCGCUCCGGCCGGCGCCUCUGCCUUGUCGCCUCCCCCCUCCGCCCCACUCAUUCCUUCAGGCCGAACCGCGCUCUCAGUAAGCGGGGCCCUGGCCACUGGCGGCGGCAGCGGCCAUGGUGGCGGCGCCGCCGCUGCUGGGCGCGCAUCUGUUGCUGCGGCGCCGCUGCAGUCGGGCGCGUUGGCGUCCGACCCCACAGAGCGCGCCCUGGGUCGGCCCUCGCGUGGCCUCGCCUCGCGCAGCGUCACCAUGGCCAGUGCCUACGGCGGUGCCGACGCCUCACACGCCUCGGGCGGCAGCCCCGCUUCAACAGCUGCCGCCGCCGCGCCGCGGCCGUUUGGAUACGGCGGCGGCGCUGCGGGCGGCCGCUCAGCCGGUGACCUUGCGGGGGCAGAGGCCGGGAGCGAGACCGAGGCGCCGUCGCUGCGCUCCCUCGCCACCCGCAGCGUCGGCAUGCCGGGCGGCGGCCUGGCUCCCCCCUUGGCGCCCGUCCUCAGUGGGGAGCCGCUGCCGCGCGCCCUGCCAGCCCUGUCGCGGGCCAGCACCGGCGCCGGCGGCGCCCCCCACAUGGCCCCCAUCGCCCCGGCCCUGGGGCGCAUCUCAACCGGCCUCGCCGCAACGUAUGCAGGCGGCGCCGCCGGCCCGGGCGGUGCGCCGCGUCGCGGCAACCUGCACGCGCAGUCGGUGCCGCUGUCAAAGCUGGCGCGCUCGAGCCGGCCGGCUGGCGCGGCAGAGGGCGGGCUGCCGUCUCGCUCCCCGCCGCUGAGCACGACAUCGCCAGUGUCGGUGCUGGGGCGGCGCAGCCUAAACGAUGACGGCAACGGCGCCAAGGGCGCAGACGGCCGCCCGUCCUCGGAGUGCUACGAAGACGCCGGCCACGCGGAGGAGCUGGCGGAUGCGCGCACCUGGCUGGUGUCGGGCCUGAAGCGCUACUUCCAUGGCAAGCGCAUGCAGGGCCUGCUGUCAGCGCGCGCCCUGCGCAUCCUGGACUUUGGCUGCGACACCCUGCUGGACGACCCCUACAAGCCCCUGGCCCUCUGGGAGAUCAUCGAGAGGGACGCCACGAGCACGUGGGUCGUCAACACCGCCACCUAUGGCCUGUUCUGGGUGCGCCGCGCCUCGGUGUGGCUGAUGCAUCCGCGCCUGGGCCGUGCUGGCCGCGUCCUGGGUGCGCCGCUGCGCCUGCUGGCGUCCGUCCUGCAGCGCCCCCUGAACAAGGUGCUGCUGCUGGGGGUGGAGGUGGCCAUGGAGUACCUCAUGGGCCUCACGUCAAGCCCCUACGUACACUGGCUGCAGGCCUCUGACGUGUGGGGUGCCCUCAAUGGCGAGAUCACGUGUGAGACCGUGGCGGUGAUGCAGUGGCUGAUGGACCGCGAGGUUGAGGCCCCCGAGAGGUACAGCGCG